CAGUGAGCGCCGGCUCCUGCAGCAACCUGAUCAGCUGUGCUGUCACCUCGGACCUGACAUCAGUGCGCUCCCUCGUCUCGUCGCUGACUGUGGACAUAUAAACUACAAAACGAUGUCUCCGAAGAUCAAGGCCGGCUCUGUGGUGGAGAUGCAGGGAGAUGAGAUGACCAGGAUCAUCUGGGAGCUCAUUAAGGAGAAGCUCAUCUUCCCCUAUGUGGAGAUGGAUCUGCACAGCUACGACCUCGGCAUGGAGAACCGAGACGCCACAGACGACCGGGUGACGGUUGAGGCGGCGGAGGCCGUCCGGCGCUACAACGUGGGCAUCAAGUGCGCCACCAUCACACCGGACGAGAACCGCGUGGAGGAGUUCAAGCUUAAGCAGAUGUGGCGCUCGCCCAACGGGACCAUCCGCAACAUCCUCGGGGGCACGGUGUUCAGGGAGGCCAUCAUCUGCAAGAACAUCCCCCGCCUGGUGCCCGGCUGGGUGAAGCCCAUCAUCAUCGGCAGACACGCACACGGAGACCAGUACAAAGCCACAGACUUUGUGGUGCCUGGGCCGGGAAAAGUGGAGAUGAUCUAUACACCAACAAGUGGAGAGCCGGUCAAGUUUGUAGUCCAUGAAUUUCAGGGCACGGGGGGCGUAGCUUUGGGGAUGUACAACACUGACGUGUCCAUCAGGGACUUCGCCCACAGCUCCUUCCAGAUGGCUCUGACCAAACUGUGGCCUUUGUACCUCAGUACCAAGAACACCAUCCUGAAGAAGUACGACGGCCGCUUCAAAGACAUCUUCCAGGAGAUCUAUGAGAAGGAAUAUCGUUCUAAGUUUGAGGCCAAAGGCAUUUGGUAUGAGCACCGCCUGAUAGAUGACAUGGUAGCUCAAGCCAUGAAAUCUGAGGGGGGCUUCAUCUGGGCCUGCAAAAACUACGAUGGGGAUGUCCAGUCUGACUCAGUUGCUCAAGGCUAUGGCUCCCUGGGAAUGAUGACCAGUGUGCUGAUUUGCCCCGAUGGACGUACAGUGGAGUCGGAGGCCGCCCACGGCACAGUGACACGCCACUACAGACAACACCAGCAGGGAAAAGAAACCUCCACCAACCCCAUUGCCUCCAUCUUCGCGUGGACACGGGGCCUCCUCCACCGGGCAAAGCUGGACAACAACACAGAGCUGAGGGCCUUCUCUGAGGGUCUGGAGGCCGUCUGCGUCGAGACCAUCGAGGCUGGUUUCAUGACCAAGGAUUUGGCCAUCUGCAUCAAAGGCAUGCCAAACGUGACACGAGCCGACUACUUGAACACCUUCGAGUUCCUGGACAAGUUGGCAGAGAACCUGAAGGUGAAGCUCGCCAACCAGCCCAAGCUGUGAGCCUGCCCUGUCCUCAUCCCAGCUGCAGCCGUCACACACAGACCCACACGUAUACGCCCGUGCACACAGACACAUCUGUACAGGAACUGGAGUUGCUGGAGGAGCGUCCUCCCAGACUUCCGGGAAUCUCAGAUCUGCGUCUUCUGGUACCCCAGAAGAACGAAAAGGCCAUUCCUGUGAUGGUGAACACACGAUACAGAGUUUAAGGACCUCCAGGACACACACGGGGCUCCGACCCGACGACUCGGUGCCCUUCUUCACCCUGAUUUGCACUAGCUAAGUGUCGUCUGUAUCCGUCGGCAGUCGGCGCUGGACGAGCUGAGGGAGCCUCCGGACCUCCACUGCCUUAUUCAGUUUGUGUCAAAGUCACGAGUGGACUCUCGUCAUCUUCGUCGCCUUUCUACUGUGUUAACAGAACCUCAGGCAGCAUUUUAUGUGUGAGUGCCAGAAAAACAAAGCACAGUCGGCCUGUCUGUCACCGAUGAGCUGCGUGAGCACACAUUCCAUGAAGUUUUAUUCUCCUGCACCUCAAAUUAUAAAGACUUUAAACGGAGGUUGUCUCCUCUCAUGCAACUUUUAAACACACUACCUGGAACCAUUAACAGUUCAUUAAAUAUCAAUUGAUUCAAUAUUA
This is a messenger RNA of Cololabis saira (Pacific saury), 1991 nucleotides long. It is a transcript of the gene idh1, whose product is annotated as isocitrate dehydrogenase (NADP(+)) 1. The transcript is spliced from 9 exons. The coding region runs from base 113 to 1357 and encodes 414 amino acids. Gene Ontology annotation, biological process: isocitrate metabolic process. Gene Ontology annotation, cellular component: mitochondrion; peroxisome; cytosol. NCBI's taxonomy places the organism in Eukaryota, Metazoa, Chordata, Actinopteri, Beloniformes, Belonidae. The record is from RefSeq and is a predicted model, not a curated record. Gene Ontology annotation, molecular function: NAD binding; magnesium ion binding; isocitrate dehydrogenase (NADP+) activity.